Lepus europaeus (European hare) is the source of this 1283-nucleotide messenger RNA. It is a transcript of the gene GJB5, whose product is annotated as gap junction protein beta 5. The record is from RefSeq and is a predicted model, not a curated record. The transcript is spliced from 2 exons. Gene Ontology annotation, biological process: cell communication. Gene Ontology annotation, cellular component: connexin complex. The coding region runs from base 175 to 963 and encodes 262 amino acids. Lineage: Eukaryota; Metazoa; Chordata; Mammalia; Lagomorpha; Leporidae.
CCCUGGCUGCUGAGCCAGCUCGGUCGCAGGAGCCGGCUUUUCCCCUGAAACCCUCCCUGCUUCGGGCAUGAAUUCUUGCCGCUGGCCGAGUCCCUCUGCCGGCUGCCGCGCACCGACCCGGCAGCACCCCGCGGAGUAGCCAGGCCGUAGCCGCCGACGCUUCACAAGCCCACCAUGAACUGGGGAGUCUUUGAGGGGCUCCUGAGCGGGGUCAACAAGUACUCCACGGCCUUUGGGCGCAUCUGGCUGUCGCUGGUCUUCAUCUUCCGCGUGCUGGUGUACCUGGUGACAGCGGAGCGCGUGUGGAGUGACGACCACAAGGACUUCGACUGCAACACCCGCCAGCCAGGCUGCUCCAACGUCUGCUUCGAUGAGUUCUUCCCCGUGUCCCACGUGCGCCUCUGGGCCCUGCAGCUCAUCCUGGUCACGUGCCCCUCGCUGCUCGUGGUCAUGCACGUGGCCUACCGGGAGGCUCGGGAGAAGAAGCACCAGGAGGUUGCCGGGAAGAACGGCGGACGCCUCUACGCGAACCCCGGGAAGAAGCGGGGCGGGCUGUGGUGGACGUACGUCUGCAGUCUGGUGUUCAAGGCCGGCGUGGACACUGCCUUCCUCUACGUGUUCCAUUCUUUCUACCCCAGGUACACCCUGCCCCCCGUGGUCAAGUGCCACGCUGCUCCGUGUCCCAACACCGUGGACUGCUUCAUCUCCAAGCCCUCGGAGAAGAACAUUUUCACCAUCUUCAUGGUCGCCACGGCCGUCGUCUGCAUCCUGCUGAACCUCGUGGAGCUGAGCUACCUGGUGGGCAAGCGGUGUCGCGAGUGCCUGGCGGCGAGGAGGACCCCGGACUCUCCCUGCAAGCAGGAUGACCUCCUCUCAGGGGACCUCAUCUUCCUGGGCUGCGACACUCCCCCCGCUCUCCUACCAGACUGUCCUCGAGACAACGUGAAGAAGACCAUCCUGUGAGGGAGGGGCUGAGGGGCUGGUGCACGGCUUGGGUGGGGGUUGGAAGCUUCCAGAAUCUCCCCUGGGUCCAGCCAGGCAACUGGGAGCUGAGCCUGGAGUUGGAGGAGCCAGGCAGCCUGAGAUGCAAUCCCUGGUUCCCAGAUGGCUCCAGGCUCUGCAGCCUUGGACAAGUUACACACCGUACUGGGCCUCAGUUUCCCUUAUGUAAAGAGAGUCUGGGGGCCACAUCUCAGGGUGGUUCCCAGGAGGGAUUUAGUAAAAGGACCUGCAAGGUGUGUGGCCCCCGAUCGGGCUUAAUAAAGGUCAAUGCAUUCGCUGGU